Molecule: messenger RNA, 2082 nt
Organism: Theobroma umbraticum
Lineage: Eukaryota; Viridiplantae; Streptophyta; Magnoliopsida; Malvales; Malvaceae
Source: RefSeq, a predicted model, not a curated record
UUUCACUGGUACAGAAACGAGCAAUUAUAGAAUUCAAGAAAAUCUGGUUCUCAUCACUGAUUUCUUUUGCCAGAGAAGAUAGCAUUCUAAUCUCGGCAAGGCUCUGCUCCAGUCGUCCCAGCUUUUCUGAGUAUUCCUGCAACUCCUCGUGGUGCAACGCUAAAACAAAUUUCUGGUCUCGAGCUAUAAAAUGCUCCAAUGGCACUGGCAGUGGAUUCGCUUCUUACGGUAAAAUACUCAGUUAGGCUGAACAAAACUAUUUUCAUAACCAAAAUGAAACUAAUGUCAUAAGUAAUAAUUAAUCAUAAAUUCUUCUCUUCAUUUUAUGAUCAAGUCAGGUCAAGUCGGGUCGGAUCGGAUCGGACCCCCUUUUUAUGGCCCAAAUGCAAACUACGUCGUUUUACACACCUGGAAAAAGGUCACGUUAGACACUCUUUAUCAGCAAUCGCUUCUCUCUUGGCAAGUCGCAGCCGGCUGCCUCUUUCCUUUCUCUCUGCUCUCGGCCGAUCGCAGGCGUCUUCCUCUCCCUCUCGCGAGCUUUCCGUCUUCUCUCUCGCGAGUUUCGUACUCUCCUUUUGGAAGAUAUAGUUUCUUUAAAGACUGGUAUUAUCAAUUGAGAUGAGAUGCAACGCCUGCUGGCUUGAAUUAGAGGGGCAAGCAAUUUCCACAACCUGUGGUCACCUCUUGUGCUCUGAAGAUGCAAGCAAGAUCCUUAGCAAUGAUGCAGCUUGUCCCAUUUGUGAUCAAGUUCUCUCUGAGACUCGUAUGAAACCGGUGGAUAUCAACCCGAAUGAUGAAUGGAUAAAUAUGGCAAUGGCUGGUGUGUCUCCCAAGAUAUUGAUGGAGAGUGCAUACAAAAGUGUGAUGUUUUACAUUGGGCAAAAGGAGUUAGAAAUGCAGCACAAGAUGGACAGAAUUGUAGUGCAGUGGAGGCAGAAAUCUGAGGCAAUGGAAGAAAAAUUCUUGGAGAAAUUGGAACAGGUGCAUAGCAAAGGAAUAGACGUAACUGAGGUUUUGGAUGACAGUGAUGAGGUCUUGAGUGAUGAUGUAGUAAGAGGAGAUUGUGGUCAGGAGGAGGAGGAGGAGGAGAAGGAAUCUUUGGAGCAAUGUAAUGCAUCUAUUGAUGAACAAAGGAGUUCAGGGAUCCAUGUUUCUACAGCAAAACCAGCUUUGCCAGAAACGAAACCUGGAUCUGUGCAAAGGUUUACGUCAGUUCGUGCAGCAUCCUUGCGGGCUUCUGGUCUGGCAGCCCACAAUGCAGCAUUACAGGGAGUGAACUGUGAGUCUUGUUCUAUUCGGGCGAGUAGUCAGUUUUCAGACCAGUGCACAGGCAAUAGUAGUGGUUUUAAUCUUAAAGUGGGGAAGAUUAAUCAGGCAAACGAUCAGGGAAAUCACGAUGAGAACUCAAUUGGUUUAAGAAAUGGAGUCAAUUGCAGUGUGGGUUCUUCAACUGCAAGAAAUGCAGAUUCAGGAGAAGAGUUGCAUGAAUGUGAUGGUGGUUUAAGUUAUACUGAUUCUCAAGAGCCUGGGGAGUUAUCUCAAGCUAAAGCAUUGAAUUUUGUGGAAAGGUUUGUAAAUGGUAAUUUGAUGGAGUUUGAUGAUGAGGUUGCCCUUGGAAAAAGUAUUAGCAGAAAGCCAAAGCUAAUUUCAAGUGCCAAAGGGCCUCAAAGUUUGGCCAAGGGAACUAUUAAAAGAAGCACAGCUGAAACCAAGAUUUUUGACUGGGAGGAUGAAGGAGGGGGUGAUUUUCAGAUUGCUGCUGAAGCUAUGGAAACCUUGUUCUAUGGGGAGGGGUCUACUGACCAGAACCCUAGUCAAGGUGUCUUGAUCCAAAGCAUAUUAAAGGGUUCCUCUAAAGGUUUGCUUAGAGGAGAAUCCAGGAAGAGAGUUUCUUCUGGAGAAGCCACAAUAGGAAAUGGUGUUCGUUGUUCUGAUGCUGCUCCAGUUACAAGACGAUCCAAGAAAACUAAGUCAAGUAAAGAGUCUUCAGUUUUGCUGGAGAAACAUUCAAAAAAUUUCAGAAAGGAGUGUGAUACAGAGCUGCUUCUGCCAGAAAUGAAGAAAGCUAAAUCAAAUACUGAU